AUGCACCUAUAUCGUUUGAAAAGCAAAGUUGAUCGGUUAAAGAUUGAAUAUCGCCACAAUCGCUAUACAAAUAAAAGAAAUCCAAGACUGAUCACUGGCAAAAUCCCCAACCAACCUUUGGUUUCAUUACGAACAAACCCUCACGACCUAUACAUGCUUGGUGAUCGCUAUUACGAAUUCAGAAGAGAUGAUGACCAAUUGAUUUGUCUCAACGAUAGAAUUUCAGAUAUGAAUAUCAACCAUAAAAGCUCGCUUCAUCGGUUAAUACAGAAUGACAGAUUGGAUACUUUAAAGGAAUAUCCAACUAUCAUAGAGCAUAGUGAUUUUCUCGAUAUUCUCGAGGCAAAUGGGGAGCAAAUCAAUCAAAUCAAUCAAAAUCACAGUGAAAACAAUUAUAAAAUAAAUGACGAAAAUUAUGAAAAUGGUGAAGUCUCAAUCGAUGAAGUCCCAAUUGAUGAAGUCCAAAAUGCUGCAAUAUUGGAAAAAGAACUGACGGCAAAAAAGUUUGGCACAAUUUUAGAUAACGGAAGAGAAUGUAUUUGCAGUUGCCAUGUUCAUCAUCCUCAUCCAACUUUUCAAAAAUUAAAAGACCAUUUGGAAUGUUGUUCGGAUUUAACUAUAACUGAUCAUCAAUCUGCAGACUUCAGAAUUGAAAACCACCAUUUUUCUCAACAUGAAAAUCAUGAAAAUCAUGAAAAUCAACAAUAUAAUCAAUAUAAUCAAUAUAAUCAAUUCAAUCAAUCCCAACAACCUCAACAAUUUCAACAACCCCAACAACCUCACCAUAAAUCAAAAAGACAAAGAUUAAGAUUUUCAAUAUUUAGAAGAAAAAAUAACAUAUUUUCUGCUGUUCCAUCUCCUAUUUAUGAAUGCAAUACAGAUUCUUCACAAAUAGAACAAUUGGAGGAUAAUACAAUACAUCUAGUAAAUGCUGAUCAUAUUGAAAACAAUAAAACUCCAAAAGAAAAUUUCCAUUGUAAAAAAAAGGAAUAUAUUCUUGAAGAUCAUGAGCAUUAUAAAAACCAGUCUUCAGAGGUUAAAUUAACUGAUAAUAACAAUAUACAAGAAGUGGAUUCAAUUCUAUCGAAUCUUUGUAAUUGCUUCAAUUGUGAAAGAAAACGAGGUAAUGUCUCAGAGGGCAUCUGGAAAUCAAUCAUCAAUGAAUCUUCAUUAACUGCUGCAAGAAUAUCAACUGGAGCCUUACCAAUGAUAAAUAAUUCUUCGAAACUAUCUUUAAAUUCUCAAAAUAACAAAUCGAAUUCUCAAGAUAAUUUAAUCAUAAAAGAAAAUUAUAAUAAUCAAUUUGUCAACAAUAUCGAUAGCAAUCAUUAUAUUAAUAUUAAUGAUAAUGACCCUACUGAAAAAAUUGAAAAUAUAGAUAAAUUUCAAAUUGAUGAAAAAGAGUCAAUAAAACAGAAAAUCAAAUUUUUUGAUAACAAUAAAAUAUCUAAUCUAAAAAAAAAUCAAAAUAAAAUUGAAAAAGUUGACAAAAUUGAAAAUUUUGAAGAUGUGAAUAAUGCUGAAAACAUUGAGAAUAUCAGAAACGUUGAGAUGGAUGUUUCCUCAAAGCCUGUUGAAUCAAGAACGCUUCAUUCCAUAUGGGAUUCAAAAGUUAAUUUAACAAUCAGCUCAAGGGUGAGACCUUCAACUCAAAAUUCAGAAUUUCCAACAGGAUCUGUUUACAGUGGUCUUUUUUCUAACUAUGCUUAUUCUGAUACUGAUAUAGAGGUACUGAAAGCAACGACAAAUAAAAUCAAUAGUGGGAAAAAUGAAAAUUUGACCUUUCAUAUAAGUAACUCAAUUAAACAAAGAAAUAGGUCUUCAAUCGAAGGUGAUAAAAUUGUAUUGAAAGAUUUAAAAAACGAUUUAUCUAUAAUUUAA
Molecule: messenger RNA, 1881 nt
Organism: Ascoidea rubescens DSM 1968
Lineage: Eukaryota; Fungi; Ascomycota; Saccharomycetes; Ascoideales; Ascoideaceae
Exons: 1
Coding region: 1-1881 (626 amino acids)
Source: RefSeq, a predicted model, not a curated record